AAGUUUCCACUUGCAGUCAAUGUUUUACUGUGGUAACAGGGGUUUGUACUUUUUCACUGCCAUUGAGACAGUUUUAGUUCAGUCAGUAUCAGUGCCCUCCCACUGAGAACAGGCUGCCAACAAGACACUUCUCUUACUGUGAAAAUGAAAGUAACCUCGUCAGUUUGAGCGGGAGAAAAUGGAUCAUCAGGAGCUGUUUGACUGCCCGAUCUGUUUACAGUUACUUGAGGAUCCAGUGACAACCGCCUGUGGCCACAGUUUCUGUGUAAAAUGUAUCAAUACUUUUUGGCAUACAAAUAACAGACGAGGAACCUACAGCUGCCCUCAGUGCAGACAGGCGUUUCGCCCCAGGCCUGUUCUGAAGAAGAACACACUGCUGGUUGUACUGUUGGAGGAGCACAAGAAGACAACCAGUGCUGCUGCUGGGGACACCUUUGCUUCACCUGGUGAUGUGCAGUGUGAUGCUUGUUCAGGGAGAAAACGAAAGGCUAGCAUGCACUGUCUUGUGUGCUUGGCAUCUUACUGUAAGACUCAUCUGCAGCCUCACUUUGAAGUGCCACCACUAAAAAAGCACAGGCUGAUUCAAGCCUCUAAAGGGAUCAAAGAAAGCAUCUGUGACCGUCAUGGCAAACUUCUGGAGAUCUACUGCUGCACUGAUCAGCAGUGCAUAUGCCUCCUGUGUUUAACUAAUGAUCACAAAGGCCAUGACACUGUGGCAUAUGAAGCAAUGCAGAGACAACUGGAGAGGUCUAAACAGGAAACUGCUGACAGAGUGGUGGAUUCAGAGAAGAAAAUGGCAGAGUUGAGGCGGGCUGCAGACGACACAAGAAAUGCUGCAUUCAAGGUGUGCAAUGACUUUGAGCGACUGUGUGAGGAACGCAUCCGUCUAUACAUCCGCUCUGUGGAGAGGAAGUGCUCUGAGAUGAGGGAGAGGGUUGGAGAAACAGAGAAAUCUGGAGUGGAUUGGACCAGCAGUUGCCUUGGACAACUGAGGCGACACGUGUCAGAGCUGAAGGGGAGAGAGGAUAAACUCAACCAGCUCUCACUCACAGAGGAUCCCGCAAAGUUUCUUGAGGGUUUCCAGGCCCUGGGUGACCUCCCUGUGUUCACAGACUCGCAUGAAAGCCAUGACAUGCUGUCAAAUUUUGUCACUGCACAGAAAAAUAAACUGAAAGAUAUGUGCGACCAAAUGAAAAAUGAAUUGUUUAGUCAUUGUGAGGAAAACUUGGUGUCAAAUGAGCCCAGGCACCGUGCGGACACACCAUCAAGAAGAUAUCUUUUGAGCUCCUAUUCCAAAGUUGAGGUGGAUCCCAACACAGUUGCAGCAUGUCUCUGCCUGUCUGAUGGAAACAGAGAGAUAUCAUGGAGCGGCAAUGACCAGGCUCAUCCUGAUCACACUGAUCGAUUCACCUACUAUCACCAGGCUCUGGGCAAAGUCGGCCUGACUGGCAGACACUACUGGGAGGUGGAAUGGGAUGUUGGCCUCGUUGAGGUGGCUGUUGCAUACAAAAACAUUCAAAGAAAGGGUUCAGGGAAAGAUUGCUCUUUUGGCCACAAUAAUCACUCCUGGAAAUUAGUCUGCUUUCCAUCUGGCUGUACGUUUUGGCACAAUAAUCUUCACAUUGGCCAAAUUCCUCCGGCUCGCUCCCGGAAAGUAGGAGUGCACCUUGAUUAUAAAGAAGGAAUCCUGUGCUUCUACAGCAUUUCUGGUCUUGGGGACUUGACACUGCUGCACAAGAUCAAAAGCACAUUCACUAAACCUCUCUAUCCUGGGUUUUGUGUUGAUUUAGGUUCAACGCUGAAAAUAUGCCGCAUCUAAACCAGUACACUGUCAUACAUGUGAGCUGCAGGACUGGGUACAUGUUUAUGAUAAAGAAAAAGAAGAGUAUGGAUGAUUUGCAUCCAUACACAAAGUUUUGCACAUGCAUGUUUGAGUAAAGUGAAAUUCAUGUACUCAUAGAGUUAAUAAUUCACAAGCAACAAAUAUGGGUCAUUUCAGUGAAGGUCACAUUUUUACUGAUUGAGAAAUUGUAUAAUGAAUCAAAAAGUGAAGCCAUGUGGAAUUUCUUGCUUUAUAUUGUUUUUUUUCUCAGUAUCAAAAGACAAUGUUCAAUUGUUGUUUUUUCUUUUUUUCAGCUCAUCAUAAAUGUGUAAUUUCCAUAUAGCAAGAUUUACUUUGCAGAAUCACUUUUCUUUAGCUUGAUACAUAGACUCAGAUUAAAAAAACAAACAAGCAAUGUUAAUAUGUCUUUAUUGUGUAUUUUAUUCUUAUGUGGUGUUAUUUACAUUUCUAAACAUUAAAACAUUUAUUAAAUGUACACAUUUUGCUCUAAUUAAUCAAGUCACUAUAUACUUAGCCUAUGUUGACACAAAUAAAAUGAUAUUUCUGUCAAAGUUGUGGUUAUAUAAACAAAAUGUUUGAUAUGU
Messenger RNA from Thunnus maccoyii (southern bluefin tuna), 2427 nucleotides. Its product is annotated as E3 ubiquitin-protein ligase TRIM47-like. The coding region runs from base 179 to 1819 and encodes 546 amino acids. Gene Ontology annotation, molecular function: protein binding; zinc ion binding. The record is from RefSeq and is a predicted model, not a curated record. The transcript is spliced from 6 exons. NCBI's taxonomy places the organism in Eukaryota, Metazoa, Chordata, Actinopteri, Scombriformes, Scombridae.